This is a messenger RNA of Mus pahari (shrew mouse), 1452 nucleotides long. It is a transcript of the gene Eif2b3, whose product is annotated as eukaryotic translation initiation factor 2B subunit gamma. Gene Ontology annotation, molecular function: translation initiation factor activity; guanyl-nucleotide exchange factor activity. The transcript has 11 exons. The record is from RefSeq and is a predicted model, not a curated record. Gene Ontology annotation, biological process: biosynthetic process; cytoplasmic translational initiation. Gene Ontology annotation, cellular component: eukaryotic translation initiation factor 2B complex; guanyl-nucleotide exchange factor complex. The coding region runs from base 65 to 1345 and encodes 426 amino acids. NCBI's taxonomy places the organism in Eukaryota, Metazoa, Chordata, Mammalia, Rodentia, Muridae.
CCAGAGGCGGCGUGGGGAGCGCUGGGAGAGGCUGCGGCGUGCGGAGAGCAGAGCUUUAUAAAAAAUGGAGUUUCAAGCAGUAGUUAUGGCCGUUGGUGGGGGAUCUCGGAUGACAGACUUGACUUCCAGCAUUCCCAAGCCUCUGCUUCCAGUUGGAAACAAACCUUUAAUUUGGUACCCGCUGAACCUGCUUGAGCGUGUUGGAUUUGAAGAAGUCAUCGUGGUUACAACCAAAGAUGUCCAAAAGGCUCUCUGCGCAGAAUUCAAGAUGAAGAUGAAGCUAGAUAUUGUGUGCAUUCCUGAUGAGGCAGACAUGGGCACUGCAGAUUCUCUACGCCACAUUUAUCCAAAACUUAAGACUGAUGUGCUGGUCCUGAGCUGCGAUCUGAUAACGGAUGUUGCUUUACAUGAGGUUGUGGACCUGUUCAGAGCUUAUGAUGCAACACUUGCCAUGCUAAUGAGGAAAGGACAAGAGAGCAUAGAACCCGUUCCAGGUCAGAAGGGGAAAAAAAAAACAGUGGAGCAGCGUGACUUCAUUGGAGUGGACAGCACAGGAAAAAGGCUGCUCUUUAUGGCUAAUGAAGCAGACUUGGAUGAAGAGCUGGUCAUUAAGGGAUCCAUCCUGCAGAAGCACCCUAGGAUACAUUUCCACACCGGCCUUGUGGAUGCCCAUCUCUACUGCCUGAAGAAAUACGUUGUGGAUUUCUUAAUGGAGAAUAGGUCAAUCACUUCUAUCCGAAGCGAACUGAUUCCAUACCUAGUAAGAAAACAGUUUUCCUCAGCUUCCUCACAGCAAAGGCAGGAAGACAAAGAAGAGGAUCUAAAGAAAAAGGAGCUGAAGUCUUUAGAUAUUUACAGUUUUAUAAAAAAAGACAACACUCUGACCUUGGCUCCCUAUGAUGCCUGCUGGAAUGCUUUUCGAGGAGACAAGUGGGAAGAUUUGUCUAGAUCACAGGUUCGCUGCUAUGUCCACAUCAUGAAAGAAGGACUUUGCUCUCGUGUAAGCACACUGGGACUCUACAUGGAAGCCAACAGACAGGUUGGAGCUGAUAGCCUCAUUGGGCCAGAUACACAAGUUGGAGAGAAGUCAUCUAUUAAGCGCUCUGUCAUUGGCUCAUCCUGUGUCAUACGAGACAGAGCAUCUAUUACCAAAUGCCUCCUCAUGAACUCUGUCACCGUGGAAGAAGGGAGCAGUAUCCGUGGCAGCGUCAUCUGCAACAACGCCGUGAUCGAGACGGGUGCGGAGCUCACGGACUGUUUGGUUGGAAGUGGUCAGAGGAUUGAAGCCAAAGCUAAACGAAUGAAUGAGGUGAUCGUGGGGAAUGACCAGCUCAUGGAGAUCUGAACCCUGAACAAGCCUGACCCCUUCCUUUUGGGACUCAAACUACAGAUGCUGCCUGACCCACCUGUUUGACUCUGUAUUUAUUUUUCAAUAAAGAAGAAUUUCCAGGC